AUGUCUGUCGACAAGCCCCAUCCAGUUCACCUCGAACCAAGCGAACUGGGCACGAAGGAGUACUGGGAUGAAUACUACCAGAAUGAUCUAGACAACGAGACCGGUGCCCUGUCUGAAGACGAGGAUGGAGAUGAGCAGGAUGCUGACGCUGCUGGUGGCGGGGAUGACAACGGAGAUGAUGCCUCUUCUCACCAACCACCACCCGAUCCCACAGAACUAGACUCGUGGUUCGACGACGUCGGCGCUCCGGCCAAGACGCUGGCGUUCCUGACGUCGACCACAUUCCCGCUGUCUCCGAACUAUGACAGAUCCACCAGACGGACUCAGACACAGACACAGAGAGACAACAGCAGCGACGAUGAUCCUCCCACCUUGUUACCUUCGGUGCUGGACCUGGGCACCGGUAACGGCAGCGCCCUGUUCGCCCUACGUCUCCACGGCCACUACGCUGGACCCAUGGUCGGCGUCGACUACUCGACCAAGAGCGUCGAGCUAGCGCGGAAGCUGUGCGCGCAAUACGCCGCCGCCGCCGCCACCUCGACCUCAUCAUCAUCGUCCAUGGACAACAUCGAGUUCCACGAGCUGGACAUCAUCCACGACAUCCCCGCCGCACAAUUCUGGUGGCCCUCGUCGCGAGGGGGCUUCGACCUCGUGCUCGACAAGGGCACCUUCGACGCCAUUUCCCUGUCGUCAUCCACCGUCUUCGACGCGCCGUCCAACCGCCCCAGACGCAUCUGCGAGCUCUACCCGGCCAAGGUCCUGGCCAUGGUGAAGCCGGGCGGCUUCCUGCUCGUCACGAGCUGCAAUUGGACCGAGGCCGAGGUGGUGGCCUGGUUCACCACGAUGGGCGGCGGCGAGAAUGGAUCGGACUCUACCAAUAAUACUACGGAAACCGCUGAAACCGCCGAACAAAAAGAAGAAGAACAGAGGCAAAGCACAGGAAUCUCGGAAACCGGCGUAUUCGAGGUCUACCAUACGAUCAAGUACCCUGUCUUCGAGUUCGGGGGCCAAAAGGGCCAAGGCGUCGCGAGUGUCUGCUUCCGCAAGGUGCAGAGACGCAGACCGGACCAAAGAUGA
Fonsecaea erecta is the source of this 1077-nucleotide messenger RNA. RefSeq lists its product as hypothetical. The record is from RefSeq and is a predicted model, not a curated record. NCBI's taxonomy places the organism in Eukaryota, Fungi, Ascomycota, Eurotiomycetes, Chaetothyriales, Herpotrichiellaceae. Gene Ontology annotation, cellular component: cytoplasm. Gene Ontology annotation, molecular function: protein-lysine N-methyltransferase activity. The transcript has 2 exons. The coding region runs from base 1 to 1077 and encodes 358 amino acids. Gene Ontology annotation, biological process: peptidyl-lysine dimethylation; peptidyl-lysine monomethylation.